AUCCAGGUGAACAUUCACACAUAAAAAUUAUGUCGGACUUCUCCCAGCUUCUUCAAGAAGCUGAAAAGUUGACUAGUGAACUAGAAGGAAUAACAGAGCUACCUAAAGUCGAACGCUCACUCAGGCAAGUGUUGGAAGCCUCAAAUGAUCUGUAUACUAGAGUGGCUCAAACAGGAGCCAAGGAUAUUCAGGCCAACCUUUUGCUAGGUUCAAAAGGGGUUGAUCUUCCUAGAAUAGCUCAAAAGUUAGAAUCAAUCAGUACCAAGCGCACAUUUGAACCUAUACAGCCUAUAGAAGACUUGGAUAUUUAUAAUAUCCUUGAGAAUGAGACUAGAAAUAAGAUUUUGGCUACUUUUGAUUCUGGGUACAGUACCAUGUUAUCAUUCACUUAUGAUACAGCCUGGGAACAUCAAAACUCUGAAUGGAAGCAAGAAAAAAGGAAAAUACUAAGUGCUAUGGGAUCUAGCUCUGGUGCUGCAAUGGAAGUUUGUAAACAGCUCAGCAUAACUUUGGACCGCCCAAUUUAUUCUGUUGGUAAUCUUGGCCCAAUAGAGACAAUUUAUGUUUCCAAAAUAAUGGAUUAUAAUAAGAUUGUCAAUAGGGAAGCACAGAAACCAAGUCUAGUGAAUAUAUUUGCUGGGAUUUCAUCUGAAUUCAAGGAUGCCAAAAUCACAGAUAUGUGGGAAAUAAUUAAGUACAUGGUUCAGUUGGCUCCAUUUCCACAAGGUGAUGAUCCUAUCAAGACUAGAAACAGUAAAUCCUUCAUUGAAGCCCUUGUAAAACAAGGCAAAAAGUACUUGGAGGAUAGAUACAAAACCUACAUGAACAACAUUAUCAAUGAAAACUUAGCUCAAGCAAUUCGUGGUGGCAUACCAGGCACUUACCAUCUAGUAAGAAGUUUUGUUGGGUUGCGUUUACAAGGAGAAUACAUGGGUCUACAGAAUGGGCUCAUAGAUGACCGUCCCCUAUGGCCAAUGGUGUACUACUGCCUCAGAUCAGGUGAUCUUGGUGCAGCAGUCUUUUGCCUGAAAAAAAGUGGCCUACCAGAAUUUCAAGAGUUGAUUCUUCUACUUGAAGGAAAACUGAACAAUGCUCCAAGUGCCCAAAUCACCAAACUGGAAGAUAGCAUCAAGUUCUCCUACAGGAGAGUUGUUAGGAAUGAUACAGACCCUUUCAAACGCAUCAUUUGGGCAGCCCUUGGCUGUUGUGACAUCUCAGAUGAACAUUCAGAAGUAGCACGUACUGCUGAUGAUUAUCUGUGGCUCAAACUCAGCUUAGUGAGAGUAAAUGCUAUCAAAGAUGAUCAUAUAAAUUACAAUGACUUGCAGAGAAUCAUUCUGGAGGAGUAUGGAGAAACACACUAUGAUGCUUUCAACCAACCACACCUAUAUUUCCAAGUUCUAGCUCUGACUGGGCAAUUUGAGGCUGCUAUAGAGUUUUUAUCAAGGAUUGAAAAGUUCAGGGUGCAUGGAGUCCACAUGGCAAUAGCAUUGAAUGAGUUGUACAUAUUAGGGGGCCCACCAGAUACUAGUUCUCCCCUGCUGAGUACAGAUCCCAUGGAUGAAAAACCAGCUUGUAGGUUGAAUCUGGCCCGUCUUAUUAUGCUUUAUGUACGGAAAUUUGAACUGACCUCACCAAAUGAGGCUCUGCAGUAUUUCUUCUUCUUGAGAAAUUACACAGAUUCCGAAGGACAAAAUUUAUUCAAGGUCAGUGUCUCUUACUUGGCCAUUGAGACCAAGCAAUAUGAAGCAAUUCUAGGCAAAGUACAGAGGAAUGGGAUCAGAACCAAGGGACUUGUAGACCAGUUUAUGAGUGCUGAAAGCAUUGCUCAGAUGAUAGGGGACAACUUGGUCAAAAAGGGAUUGCAUGAGGAAGCAAUUGAGCUGUAUGAUAUAGCUAAUAAUCAAGAGGAACUGUUGAAGCUAGUGUGUGGGAUCUUAUCCAGAACAGCACAAUUGGAAGGUGAGCCUGAUUCUCUCAGGAACAGGGUUCAGGAGAAAGCUGUAGAGUAUGCUGAAAGAUUUUCUAGAGAGGGUUAUAGAACUACCAUGACCAUUGUCAACACUUUUGUCAAACUGAAAGAUAUCUUGUCUUUCUUUGACCAGUAUCAUGCAAAGCAGUACAACCAUGCUCUGAAAAUUCUCAAUGAUUUGCAACUGAUACCUCUCAGACCAGAAGAGAUAGACAGUCGGGUCAAGAGUUUCAAAAACCUUCACUCUGAUUUAUGCAAAGUUAUCCCUGAUAUGCUAUUGGCAACAAUGAAUAUGCUUUUUGCUGAGUACCAGAAGAUUAAAUCAACAGAGUAUGUUCCUCGUUUUUAUGAUGAAUCCACCAAUAGGCAGUUGAAUCAUUUGAGAGAGCAAGCAAAAUGUUUGACCAAUUUUACAGGAAUGUUGCCCUAUAGGAUGCCUGGCGACACCAAUAGCAGAUUGGUGCAGAUGGAAAUAUUGAUGCAUUAGUUUUUUUACUGUUUUUUAAUAUAAGUAAUAAAAAUAUUGUUUUUCCACCACUGGAAACCCA
Molecule: messenger RNA, 2520 nt
Organism: Phaedon cochleariae (mustard beetle)
Lineage: Eukaryota; Metazoa; Arthropoda; Insecta; Coleoptera; Chrysomelidae
Source: the annotation of a GenBank genome assembly